Molecule: messenger RNA, 3914 nt
Organism: Paramormyrops kingsleyae
Lineage: Eukaryota; Metazoa; Chordata; Actinopteri; Osteoglossiformes; Mormyridae
Gene: lrfn1
Product: leucine rich repeat and fibronectin type III domain containing 1
Molecular function (GO): protein binding
Source: RefSeq, a predicted model, not a curated record
UGUGUUGCACAAAUGCACGCAUGCAUGUACGUGUCUCUGAAAUAUGUGCACAGAGAAAAGGCCUUUGCGUAGGUGGGAUUCCUUAUUUCCUUAAGCGAAGUGGAAAACUGAGACAAUGAAACCGGAUGAUGCGAGACCUAUUUGCCAGUGUGUUAUAGUGAAAGAUUUCUUAAAUUAAGCAGAUAGUAUUUCAGUAUUCUAACACAAUCGUGCCGCUUUUAAGGCAUAUACUGUUUGCUGGAAGGAAGCUCAGUAUACUUAUUUAUGUUUGAAAAUCAAAUUUAAUACUCAUGUUUAGUGAAAUGAUUGCAAGAAUGUGCAGAUAGUCCGAAGGACACCGAGCUGAACGGCAUCUACCCUAAUCACUUAUAUAGCCGCAGUUGCAAUACAGCAUUAGAAAUACAUCGCCAGGACCAUUUGAGCCGGGGGGUCUUGUGGUCUUUGUUCGGAAGCUGCGUGCAAGAAGGACGACCUGGCUGGAUCUACAGUUUUACGUUUGGUUUAUUGUGGAUUUGGUUUUGCAUAUUUUGCUUUAUUUUUUGCCGCUACAAACAAGAUCAAACGGGAAUUGGUACAAACAGGAAUUAAGGUGCGGUUUUCGUGUGAAAGGGGUGCAGGUAACGAGGAAGGUUGGUCGUGUAUUUUGGCUUCGGAUUCAAAAAUGAUGAUUUACGUUCUGCUUUAUCUGAUGGAAUUGACUGCAAAUUAUAUCAUUUAAGGACGAUCGAAUGCCCUAUUUUUCUGCAUUCACAUAUAGCCACUAGGGUCCUCACUGGAUCUUGCUCUGAGACAAUAACUGUAUUGGGAGACUUUUGGAAAAAUAUCUAUGUGGAGACAGUACUGCGCCUCAACAUUCCUGGAAAAUUAACGACACUGCAUACAGGAUUCUUUAUGUGGAAUACCAUGGAACGACUUGUGUUUUGUGCGUUGAUGUUUGGAAUGUUGGUGAAGGGGCAGAACUGCCCUGGCCGGUGCAUCUGCCAGAACAUCUCUCCCACCCUCACCCUGCUCUGUGCCAAAAAAGGGCUCCUCUUCGUGCCGCCUACCAUUGACCGAAAGACAGUGGAGCUGCGGCUGACAGACAAUUUCAUCACAAUCAUUCGAAGGAAAGAUUUCUUUAACAUGACCAGUUUGGUCCACCUAACCCUGUCCCGAAACACCAUCAGCCAGAUCACCCCCCAUGCGUUCGUAGGACUCCGUUCCCUGCGUGCCUUGCAUAUGGAUGGAAAUCGCUUAAGUGUCAUUAAGACUGACCAUUUUAAAGGACUUUUCAAUCUCCGACACCUAAUUCUUGGGAACAACCAAAUUCACUAUGUGGCUCCCACUUCUUUUGAUGAGUUUGUAGGCACUAUCGAGGACUUGGACCUCUCUUACAACAACCUGAAGACUCUUCCUUGGGAAGCUAUUGCCAGGAUGACAAACAUCAAUACUCUAACUCUGGACCACAAUCUCAUUGAUCACAUUGAGGCUGGGACCUUCACCCUCCUUGCUAAGCUAGUACGCCUGGACAUGACUUCCAACCGCCUGCAGAAACUGCCCCCGGACAGCCUGUUCCAGCACGCACAAGUUCUGUCAGAUGCUAAGGGCUCCAACCCCUCUUCGCUGGCCGUAAGCUUCGGUGGAAACCCCCUUCACUGCAACUGUGAACUGCUGUGGCUCCGACGGCUCACGAGGGAAGACGACCUGGAAACGUGUGCCUCUCCCGAGCACCUUAUGGAUAAAUACUUCUGGUCCAUCCAGGAGGAGGAGUUCAUCUGUGAGCCUCCUCUGAUCACCAAGCACCAAGUCAGCAAGCCCUUCGUAAUGGAAGGCCAGGGGGUGACACUGAAAUGCGUCGCCAUGGGUGACCCGGACCCCACCAUCCAUUGGCGCUCCCCUGACGGAAAGCUUGUGCACAAUAAUUCCCGGACCAUCCUGUAUGAGAACGGCACUCUGGAUAUCCUCAUCACCACCCUCAAGGAUAGUGGGGCCUUCAACUGUGUGGCAUCUAACGCUGCAGGAAUCGCAACAGCGUCAGUAGAGGUCAACAUGAUACCACUACCCCUCUUCGUCAAUAACUCCAGCCAGAUGAAAGCAACAGACCCUGGAUUGUCUGAUAUCACCACUUCCUCUAAGUCUGGUAACAAUGACACGAAGAACCAUGACAAGAGAGUAGUAGCAGUUGAGCUGACGUCCUCUUCGGCUAUAAUUCAAUGGCCAUCGGAGCGCCACAUCCCGGGGAUCCGUAUGUACCAGAUCCAAUACAAUAGCACCUUGGAUGACACUCUGGUGUACAGAAUGAUCCCCUCAACAAGCAAGACUUUCCUGGUGAAUGACCUUGCAGCCGGCCGGGAGUAUGAUCUGUGUGUGCUGGCUGUCUACGACGAUGGCAUCACCUCCCUUACGGCAACACAGGUAGUGGGCUGUGUUCAGUUUAGCACAGCCAGUGAGAACAGCCAGUGCAAAUUCAUCCAUAGCCAGUUUUUGGGUGGCACCAUGAUCAUUAUAAUCGGAGGUAUCAUAGUUGCUUCUGUGUUGGUCUUCAUCAUUAUCCUCAUGAUCCGCUAUAAGGCGUACAGCAACCCGAAUGACAGCAAAUCCAAGGUCAGCAGUAUGCAGUCGCAAACCAAUGGGAAUCGGGGUGACAUGCAGCGUUCCACCUCCAAACAAUAUGCUGAAGAUGACUACCAUGCCGGACAAGUGGCAAAGGUGGUUAAAGAGUGCAAAGCGCUGGUGUUAAAGGUAGAUGCUGAUAAUCAGGAGGUCCCACUGGCCACCACUGCCAUUUUAGAGGUGGAGUUACCACUACCAGGACCAGCAGACCCUGACAGGGCCAACCGGCGAAUGAGCUUAGACGCCCAACGCUCAGGUCUUGCUGAGAAUAACCACAUGGACAGCAGCCUAGCGGGUUCCACCUUGUCUCUUUGUCUCAUUGGACCAAGUGCAGGCAACAAGGAAGUCUCCAAGCUAAAGGACAAGAAAAGUGCCCUGGCCAACCUGCUGCCUAGCGAGUUGGCACGAACUAGGCACCGGUUCUCCUUUGAUGGGGAUUAUUCCUUGUUUCAGAGCCACAGUUAUCCCCGGGCACGGACAAGGAGACACAUGUCCUCCAGUCAGAUCAACGUAGACUCUUCACCCUUAAACAACCGCAGGGUAACUUUCAGCAGCACAGAGUGGAUGCUGGAGAGUACUGUUUGAAGGCCUUUGCCUGCCUUCCUCACUCCCCAUCCUGGGUACCAGGGGAAAACUGUGCCCAUCCAUUCUGCAGCAGUGCCUUAUUGACAAAUGUACUAAUGGAGGAUGCUGCUAAGUCUGUUCAUAAUUGGUUUCACUUUGACACAUGUUUUUUUUCUCCCUUUUUUGUGCUUUCUAUCUGGUGCCAGGUCUGGCAAACGGAGAUAACUUUUUAUGGAAAAAAAAUAAUUAUGAGACAGAACUAAGAGCACACAGACGUGGAUGUUCAGAAUGUCAGCAAUUUCUCUUGGAAUUAUUUUAAAGCUUUUGCACAGAAGACACGAGAUAUAAGGACAAGAAUCACAAAACAUCUUUAUAAGAGCGUAUAUUACAAAUGUCUAUACACAUGCAAGAUUCAUAACAGCAUAGAGAAGGUGAAUCUGCGGACCCUGCCUUGCUCAUAUGACUAUAUGAUAUUGAUAGGUAUUGUUUCUGAUGUGACUGUAAGAUAUUGAUAGGCAUUGUAUCUGGCUGGUCUAGAUAAAAACAGCUAAUUACAAAAUAUAUGAAUAUAUCAAAUAUCUGUCUGUGUUAUAAAUAUAGAAGUCAUAUGUUACAUGUCGUUUUACAAAAAAAUUUGAUUGUUAACCACAAGUUUUUACAUUACAAGCCUGUGCCAUCACAAUCCUUUAUUCAGCAUAUCGAAGUUCCAGAUUCACGUUAUCCCUUAAUAAAGAGUAUUAAAAGUUUGUGUCAGUUAA